This is a messenger RNA of Strongylus vulgaris, 663 nucleotides long. NCBI's taxonomy places the organism in Eukaryota, Metazoa, Nematoda, Chromadorea, Rhabditida, Strongylidae. The record is from the annotation of a GenBank genome assembly.
AAGCCUGUAACGGCAGGUGAAUGGAAAGUUUACCGUGACUUCGAGCGGCAAAUCAUUAAUUGUGGAAUCCCAACUGUCGGCGGUCACACGGAUCGCCGCAUAGACCGCUAUGAAUACGUUCGUCGCGAUGAGGUCGAAAUGCUAGUGCGAGAGCAGAUUGAUGCGGUACUACGAGCUCGUGGUAUAGAUGCCAGAGCCGAGGCUGUGAGCAGGAGCGCUGAGCAAAGCGCGGUGUGGAGGCGACGGAGCUUGAUGGAUACCGUCGAAGAGGUGGUGCAGCGUCAGCUGGAACAGCUGGACGUAUCCGCCGUUCCACCACCGGCUCAGAUGAGAAGGAAGGUGCAGGAAGAGGAAGCGGCAACGUCACGUCAAGCUGCGCGGCCGCAAGCUGCAGAGGAGGGGCUGCACGACGAGCCUGAUGUAGGCGAAAGGCCGUCAACACCGCCUCCUGUACGGCCAGUCACGUUUGCAGGAGAAGAUGUACCACGCCACCUACUGUACACAUAUUUCGACGACGAAUGCUACGAAGGCGGAUCUCAUGUGCCCAGCGUGUUCCGGAAACAGCCAAAAUAUGACUACAUGUUCCAUCAUGAACUGGACACGUUUGAUAGGAACUACUACAUGGAAAGUUUUACAAUUCCGGCCACACAAAGAGAGGGUUAG